Branchiostoma belcheri (Belcher's lancelet) is the source of this 2424-nucleotide messenger RNA. RefSeq lists its product as uncharacterized. Gene Ontology annotation, molecular function: protein binding. The record is from RefSeq and is a predicted model, not a curated record. Lineage: Eukaryota; Metazoa; Chordata; Leptocardii; Amphioxiformes; Branchiostomatidae. The transcript is spliced from 8 exons. The coding region runs from base 22 to 2313 and encodes 763 amino acids. Gene Ontology annotation, cellular component: Golgi apparatus.
CCCAGCUAGCAGCCCAGUGAGAUGAAGCUGGAGAGAGAAGACUCAGGACGGCGCUCCAUCCUGGCCAGACUCAGGACCACAGGCAAGGAGGAGGCAGAGGAGGACAUCCUCAUCACACAGGACCCAGAAACAGAUGUCGCUGCCAAUCCCUCUGCAAAGGCAACAGGUGGCACCAAGCUGUCCUACCAUUGGUCAGAGGUGCCAACCAAUGAGGAGGCUCCUUGCAACAGGAGCAAGCAUGCGACCUGUGUGCAUGAUGGAAGCCUGUUUCUGUAUGGAGGACGGGACGUCAGGGCCACACGGAAGGAUCUAUGGCAGUGUGACCUACGAACCAACCAGUGGUCCAGCCUGCCAUCACAGGGUGAGGCCCCGUCACUGCUGCAGGAACAUUCCAUGGUGGCGUACAAGGGUCGGCUGUACCUGUUCGGCGGCUCGCUGGGCUGCAGCGAUGACAGCGAGAUGCCGCUGUGGAUCUACAACAUCCAGGCCGGGAGCUGGAGAAACCACCAGCCUGAGUCGGAAGUCAAGAUCCCCAUUGGUCGUCGCUGCCACACGGCUGUGAUAUCCCACAAUUCUAUGCACAUCUAUGGCGGCUACAUUGACCUGAAGGGGUCGUCAGGCGAACUGUGGACGUUUGUGUUUGAGAAUGGGCACUGGCACCUCAGCUCGGACGGCCAGACGAACCCGGCGCCCCUUCCCAGACACUCUCACUCCGCAGUGGUGCAUGAUGGCAACAUGUGGGUGUACGGAGGGUUGAACAACCUUCACCCUCUAGGUGACCUCUGGAAGUGGAACUUUGAGAAACGUGCGUGGAGUCGUGUACGGUUCAGGUCGGGGCCACCCGAGCUCAGCGGACACAGCGCAGUGAAGGCUGCCCACUGUAUGCUGGUGUUUGGAGGUCAGGACAGCACAGGCACACUCAGGCAGGACAUGUGGAGGUUCAGCUUUGCUAACCAGACCUGGGACAAGAUCAUCAUCAACAGGAUGUGGCCGUCCCCCCGUACGCAGCUGACCUUCACCUCCCUGGUGACCUUCAACCUCCAGGCUGCCACCCCCGCCACCCGCACGUGGUCCGUUCCGUUCUUCCUCGACCACGUGGGGCCGACGCCCGACGACCACCGACCACGGACGUCUCCGGCUUCUGUGGAGGAAAAACGGUUCAGGAACAGGAUCCAUCCGGUUUUCCCAAAUGGCAGAAAACGCGACAUCUCUCCACAAAGGCUUGAUGAGGGGGACGCAAAUCUACAUCGUAUGAGCCCCGUAGGCUGGUGUAGCGACAAUUCCAACAUCGAUAUUCAGACUCAAAACAUCUGGCAGGCCAAGGAAAAUUCAGGACACGAGGAUGUUGAUUCUAGAAAGGAUUUAAGGAUGGAAGAGACUGAGAAAGCUUGCACCCCGUCUAAGGGUAUGCUGGGAGAUGUCGUGCAGGAACAGGGUAAGGGUGAUGCCGGUGGACAGGGUAAGGCCUCCAUACCAGGGUUCAUCCGGACAAGCUCUGUGGAGUCCAUCCAGAUUAGCAGCAGGCUGCAGUUUUCCGCCACUCCGGAGAUUAUUGUAGACGAGUGUCCAGACAGCGGCAGCAGCGAAAGGAACCUACUAGUGCCUAGCAUGAAGAACUCACAGAGCUUUCCCGAUGGGAUCGUGAACAGGAAGAGAAAAACGCUGAAACACGAAAAGGUCGGGAUAGAAAAUGCAGCUUUCGUCGGCGCCGAAAUUCAGCAGAGUUUGGAAGACCUUCAGCUUGAGGACUUGGAGGACUCCGCGGCCUUGGAUGCAGAGUUCAGUCGUUACCAUGGCAGCAGAGCUUCCCAUGGCAACAGGCGUGAUUCCUAUGGCAACAGGCAAGAUCUCCAUAGCAACAGACAGGAUUUGAAUGACUCUAGGACUGGCUCACUCGGCAAGCUAAACUCUUAUGGAUUCACGCAAAGUUCUAAGGAACCGACAAGCCACAACGAGAGGAGGAAAGUUCCGGUACACAGACUGACAGCAACAAACGUUUCUUCUUCAAGUGAAAAUCAGGGGUUCAACAACAGCAUUUCCCUGCCACUGAGUUCGUCAUCUUCCUCUUUGACAGUCACCUCUUCUGCUGCAAGUGAUAGGGACUCCUUAUCAAAAGACUCUCUUACAUCCCGACUUCCUUCAACCUCUGGUUUUACUCCAACUUCGGCUUACGAUGACUCAGAAGUUGCCAGCGCGUUCAUGCCGUGUAUGGGUGUGACCAGUGUGGUAGCGUUGGGUGGGAGAACUGCAGGUGUUCACUACGCCAACAAGCCCCUGUCUGUGUGGAAGCUGGAUGUGACACCGCUGCAGUAGGGCUGGGUAGUGCAGACGGCCAGGCAAAAGCUGCAUAGCUUUUACUCAGUACUUACAUUGUAAUCUCUCCAUCCUGUGUGGGACAGAAGGAUGUGAUUGAACUAGAAAACA